Messenger RNA from Micromonas pusilla CCMP1545, 438 nucleotides. RefSeq lists its product as uncharacterized. The transcript has a single exon. The coding region runs from base 1 to 438 and encodes 145 amino acids. NCBI's taxonomy places the organism in Eukaryota, Viridiplantae, Chlorophyta, Mamiellophyceae, Mamiellales, Mamiellaceae. The record is from RefSeq and is a predicted model, not a curated record.
AUGAAGGAGUGGUACAAGUGGUGGUUCUGCGUCGCCGCGGUGCUGGCGGUGCUCGCGCACUGCGCGUCUCCCGUCGCGGCGACGUACUACGGCACUUACUGCGUCGAACCGGCGGUGUGGUACGACGUGGACGGCGUGUGCGUGUAUCCCGGAACCCCGCAGUACACCGUCGUGGUCAACCGCCCGGGGUACGUCGGCGCGGGCGCCGUCGGUUUCGCCGCGGGGAAGGCGUCGAACUACCGCCCGAACUACGGCCGUCCCGAUCGCCCCGGAGGUCCGGGCGGCGACCGUCCCGGUCGCGGCUCGGGGGGACCGAGCACGAGGCCGAGCGCCGGUCGCGGCGGCGGAAGCGUCGGCGGCGGUGGCCGCGGCGGCGGCGGCCGCGGCGGCGGCGGCCGCGGCGGUGGCGGCCGCGGCGGCGGCGGCCGCAGAGGCUGA